AUGUCGACUACCUCAAACAGUACUUGUGAUCAAAACGGCCAGUCUGGCUUCAACGAGUCAACUUUCAACAAGACAUGCGCUUCAAGGCAAAUGGGAUUUUCCCCUUUCUUGUCAACAGAAGCAAGAGUCUCUUUGAUUGCUGUUUAUUGCCUGAUUUUUGCUCUUGGAUUCCUUGGAAAUGCUCUUGCUCUUUACAUCAUAGGAAAGAAACGGGAGCUGACUGGAGGAGAUACGUUCAUUCUCUCGCUUGCAUUUGCCGAUUUGCUGGCGUCUGUUUUUGCGCCAGUGCUCGUAAUCCACGACUUGGUGUCCAAUCUGAAAUGGCAGCUCGGUGCAGCAAUGUGCAAGAUAUUGCCGUCCAUCUCACCAGUCACUCUCAUUGUGUCGUCCUGGUCUUUGGUUCUGAUUGCGAUUGAUCGUUACAGGUGA
Molecule: messenger RNA, 429 nt
Organism: Rhopilema esculentum
Lineage: Eukaryota; Metazoa; Cnidaria; Scyphozoa; Rhizostomeae; Rhizostomatidae
Source: RefSeq, a predicted model, not a curated record